AUGAAGAGUUUUUUUCUAGUUGUGAAUAUCCUGGCAUUAAUUCUGCCAUUUUUGGGCGCAGAGGUGCAAAACCAGGAACAACUAACAGGUUGUGAGAAUGACAAAAGAUUGUUUGAUCAAAAGACAGUCAAAUAUGUUCCAAUUAUUUAUGUUCUGAAGAGCUCUCCUCACUCUGAGCUCAAUUACUACCAAUAUAGACCAGCUGUACCAAUUAAUAACCAAUAUAUGCCUCAGCCAUAUUAUGCAAAACAAGUGUCAGUUAGACCACAUGCCCAAAUUCCUCAAUGGCAAGUCCUGCCAAAUGUCUACCCACCUGCUGUGGUCCGGCACCCCUACCUACAUCCACGACUUAUUGCCAUUCCCCCAAAGAAAACUCAGGAUAAAACGGUCAUUCCUAACACCAACACCAUUGCUGCUGUUGAACCUACACCUACUCCUGCCACUGAACGAACAACUGUAGUGAUUCCAGAAGCUUCCUCAGAAUUCAUCACAAGCACACCUGAGGCUACCACAGUCACACUUACUUCACCCGUGGUCUGA
Pteronotus mesoamericanus is the source of this 540-nucleotide messenger RNA. It is a transcript of the gene CSN3, whose product is annotated as casein kappa. Gene Ontology annotation, cellular component: extracellular region. Gene Ontology annotation, biological process: lactation; protein stabilization. The transcript is spliced from 3 exons. Lineage: Eukaryota; Metazoa; Chordata; Mammalia; Chiroptera; Mormoopidae. The record is from RefSeq and is a predicted model, not a curated record. Bases 1 to 540 code for a protein of 179 amino acids.